UUAAUGUACACUGAACCAGGGAAGGAUGUGGUCUUUCUUUUCGAGAGAUCCAGUUAAAGAUUUCAAUUAUGAAAUUUUACCAGAUAAUCAGAGUAAAUCGGGGAUAUGGACUCUACAUCGAGGAAAACGGAAGACAACUGGGGAGCCCGUGUCAAUCUUUUUGUAUGAAGUGGCCCAGGGGACAGAGGAGCAGACACAGCUAGCUAAAGCAGCAUUUAAGCGUAUGAAGACACUAAGACAUCCCAACAUCCUUGCUUAUGUAGAUGGACUGGAGACAGAGAAAAGCCUGUAUGUGGUUACAGAGCCAGUUACACCACUCACUUCACACUUGGACACUCGGGCAGAGAAGGGUGGCUCAGGAGAACUGGAGAUUUCCUGGGGCCUUCAUCAGCUUGUGAAAGCACUUAGCUUUUUGGUGAAUGACUGCCAUCUCCUCCAUAAUAAUAUUGGAACGUGGGCCGUGUUUGUGGAUCGAGCUGGCGAAUGGAAGCUGGGAGGUUUGGAUCAUGUGACCUCAGACCAGGGAGAACCUUCCUCAUUACCCCCUGCCAAAGUGGUGAAUCCAGACCUGCAGAAGUAUGACCCACCAGAGAGUCCUAGCAGUGGAGGAGAGAAGUGGUCAGGAGACGUGUGGAAGCUGGGUUGUCUUAUUUGGGAGGUGUUUAAUGGACCUCUGUCUCGUGCCUCAUCUCUACGAUCUCUCGGAAAGAUCCCAAAGCAACUGGUACCGCACUACUGUGAACUGGUGGGGGCAAAUCCAAAUAUUCGACCCAACCCAGCUCGCUUCCUGCAAAACUGCUGCUCUCCUGGAGGCUUUUUUAGCAACAGCUUUGUAGAGAGUAACCUGUUUCUAGAGCAGAUCCAGAUUAAGGAGCAAGCAGAGAAACAACAGUUUUUCCAGGAUCUGAGUGACAAUCUUGAUUCUUUUCCUGAAGAUUUUUGCAAACACAAAGUUCUGCCUCAGCUUCUCACAGCCUUUGAGUUUGGCAACGCUGGUGCCGUUGUCUUAACACCUCUGUUUAAGGUGGGAAAGUAUUUAACAGCUGAAGAAUAUCAACAGAAAAUCAUUCCGGUCAUAGUGAAGAUGUUCUCCUCUACUGAUCGUGCAAUGAGGAUACGGCUUCUUCAGCAGAUGGAGCAGUUCAUUCAGUAUCUGAAUGAAGCAGCGGUCAAUUCCCAAAUUUUUCCUCAUGUAGUUCAUGGCUUCACAGACACAAAUCCAGCCAUUAGAGAGCAAACCGUCAAGUCUAUGCUGUUACUGGCCCCAAAGCUGAACGAGACCAAUCUAAAUCAAGAGCUGCUGCGGCACUUUGCAAGACUGCAAUCAAGAGAUGAUCAGGGUCCCAUUCGUUGCAACACUACGGUUUGCCUGGGCAAGAUUGCCUCCUACCUCAAUGCUGGGAUGCGACAGAGAGUGUUGACUUCUGCGUUUUCCCGUGCCACUAAAGACCCAUUUCCUGCGUCUCGGGCAGCUGGUGUGCUGGGCUUUGCUGCCACGCACCAUUAUUACAGUUUAAGUGAAUGUGCCACACGUGUCCUGCCAACCCUUUGCCCACUCACAGUGGACCCUGACAAAAAUGUUCGAGACCAGGCAUUUAAGGCUAUUAAGAGUUUCCUGAAUAAGCUGGAGACUGUUUCUGAAGACCCAUCCCAGCUAGCUGAAAUAGAGAAGGAUGUGACUGCGCCUGCACAGGCAAGCAGUUCAGCUGCGACAUGGGCUGGCUGGGCAGUGACAGGAGUCUCCUCUCUUACAUCUAAACUUAUCCGUAAUGCCCCGGCUGGUACCGAGGGGGCUGCAGGUGAAAACACCCCAACACCUCAACCUGCAGCUUCUACCAGUGCUUCAGAUGCAUCAUGUACUGUUCCAGAUACAAAAACACAAACACCUAGAGUUCCUUCAUCGGCUACCGUCACGAACCAGUCGCAGGAUUUGCAUUCUGCUGAAGAGGCAGAAGUUCCAGUGGGAGAUCGAUGGGAUGAUGAGGACUGGGGAAGCCUUGAGGAUCCUGAAAAAGCUCAGACAGACCCAGAUGACUGGAACUCUGAUUGGUCGUCAACACAGAAAAAGAGCAGUCUUGACCGGAAUUCCUCUGCUCCCAUAAAGAAGCAGAGCUCUGAUUGGAGCAGCUCUGGCUGGGAUGCUGAUGACAGUUGGUCCAAUGAGAAGGAUGCAGACGGGCAAGGUCAUAGUUCACCAGCGGAUGAGGGGUGGGGCAAUGACUGGGAAGAAGAUGGGGCACUAGCAGAGAGCUUUACCCCAACAAAGCGGAAUGCUGGUUCUUCUGAAAUUGCUUCUCAGAGCGCCAACAUGAAGGAAGCGAAGGACGACUUACGAUUGGCUAGUGAAUAUAACUGGGACAGUACAGGUGCAAAAGGGACGACGUCUGACCUGUUCUCCAGUGUAUCUCAGAGGGCUGGAUCUGCUCCUACUGCUACUGCUAAUGAUGGCUGGGGAGAAAAUGCUGGAGGUGACUGGGGAACAGAGAACUGGGAGUCACUGGAGGGUGAUCAUGGUCUCAGUAAGGCGGAAUUGGCCAAGAAGAAGCGUGAGGAAAGAAGGAAAGAGCUAGAAGCCAAGCGGGCAGAGCGAAAGGCAGUCAAAGGUCCCCUUAAACUGGGUGCACGCAAAUUGGACUGAGGAGGAAAUUCCAAAAAGGAGUGGAUUUGUGUCUGUGAGCCAGGGUGGAUCAGCAGCUAAACGGAGGCAGAAGUAAACAGGGUCAGUGCUUGAUGUGAAGGAAGCAUUCCAUGAUCCCUUAGAGAUUGGUGAAGCCUACAGCUGUCUUAUUAUUGGCUGGUGGAUGGGGCAGGGUAAAAAAAAACUGACCAUGUUUUUCCACUCUGUCAUCUAAAUAUGCUUAGUAAUGGUCGACACACCCUGAACUAGAAAAUUCUAUUAUUUCCUGCAAUUAGAAUAUUACCAUGUUUCUUUUUAUAUUGCAUACAGUAUUAGUAUAUCGUGUAUGCAUGGAGAAUGUUGGCACAAGACACUGGGAGUCUAACACUUUUUUUAUAUUAAAAAAAUGUAUAUGUAACUCAACCUAGAUAUUUGUAGUAUGUGUGUAUGUUGAAUAUACACUUCAUACUGUGUACUUGAGCUUUGACGGGAUGUUGAUUAUGGUUGAUGACAGACUGAAAACUGUUUAUUAACUUUUUAGCAGUUACAGUCCUGUCACAUGAUGAAUCUACAUUAUUCCAGUGCAUGCAUUAUCAUGUGCGGUACAUAAAGAAAAUGACACAGUAUUGUACAUAUGACUGCUUCUGUCACAUGAAUUUUGGCCAGACGAGUGGUGAUGAGAAGCUUCCUCUUUUUUUUUGGUGCCUUUUUCUCUCCUCUUGGUUUGGGCUGGGAUAUAUUAACAUGUUAAACAAUCAAAUGUUUUUAAACUUUACUUUUAUGAGAUUCUUUUGGUCUGAUUUUCACUUGUAUGAUCUAGUGCAAUAGGGCAAUAUCUACACAGGAACAAUUAAUGUAUUAUGUUGAUAAAAUAAAAACAAGUUCUUAAAGUAGCUUGCCUUAUCAAAUGUACUUUACUUUCCUGCCGAUUACAUAAAUGCAGUGUAGAUCACUCUCGGCUGAGCUGGACAAAAUGGCAGUAUAAAAACAAGAAAGAAAAUAGAAACUUGCCCCAAAAUAGUGGAAGGCUUCUAUCUCCUA
Molecule: messenger RNA, 3658 nt
Organism: Trichomycterus rosablanca
Lineage: Eukaryota; Metazoa; Chordata; Actinopteri; Siluriformes; Trichomycteridae
Gene: scyl1
Product: SCY1-like, kinase-like 1
Exons: 18
Coding region: 26-2638 (870 amino acids)
Biological process (GO): protein phosphorylation
Molecular function (GO): protein kinase activity; ATP binding
Source: RefSeq, a predicted model, not a curated record